Molecule: messenger RNA, 1248 nt
Organism: Alternaria ventricosa
Lineage: Eukaryota; Fungi; Ascomycota; Dothideomycetes; Pleosporales; Pleosporaceae
Exons: 1
Coding region: 1-1248 (415 amino acids)
Biological process (GO): peptidyl-arginine methylation
Cellular component (GO): nucleus; cytoplasm
Molecular function (GO): protein arginine N5-methyltransferase activity
Source: RefSeq, a predicted model, not a curated record
AUGGACGACCCGGAAUUCGAUACGCAGACCGAUCUCCAGACGCAGAGCAUAUUGCUCGCCGCUGCGAACCACGACACCGCCUCCCUCCGCAACCUCCUGCGCAACUCUUCCGCAAACGUUCAAGAUUCCGAGACUGGUUUUACGCCUCUGCACGCCGCGAUCGCUGCCUGUGAGCCCGACGAAGACGAUGCGAAACAAGUCAACGGAAACACAAAUGGGGAAGCAGCAGAUGGGACGGACGAAUCGAAGAACGAAAUGGACAGCGCUGUAAAGACCAUCAAGUUUCUUUUCGAGAACGGUGCGAUAUGGAACGACUUGGAUUCCAAUGGCGAGACGCCGGGAUGCAUCGCGCAUCGAUUGGGCCUCAAGGAGCUAUACGAGCUCUGUGUCGACGCAGGCGUGCGCGCAGAAAUGCUGUUGAGUCGCAUGGAGCAAUACCAGCUUCUCGGAGACGAUGAUUCAGAGGAAGAGGACGAAGACGAGGAGGAAGAUGAGGUCGAAGAGGUGGCUGAGGGCGUUGAGGUAGUGGACAUCAGCCAGGAAGAAGCGCAAGGCGAUGAAUCAACCGAGAACCCAAACUAUCUCUCCUCCAAGCUCACAUUCGACCGCGACCGAUUACUGGACGAUUCCUCGAAUGGAGUCAUGAUGGAGUGGGAGACAACACUUAUGCGCAGAUCUGCGGAACUACUGGUGCCGACAGAAGGGCUUCGCGUUCUGAACGUCGGUCAUGGAAUGGGUAUCAUCGACGGUAUUCUGCAAGAGAAGAAGCCAAAGGCUCAUCACAUCAUCGAGGCACACCCAGAUGUCAUCAAGCGCAUGAAAGAGCAAGGAUGGCACGAGAAGCCGGGAGUCGUCAUCCACGAAGGCCGCUGGCAGGAUAUUGUACCAGGUCUUAUCGAAAAGGGCGAGCUAUUCGACGCGAUCUACUUCGAUACCUUCGCCGAGGAAUACAAAGCACUACGCGAGUUCUUCACCGAACAUGUCAUUGGGCUUCUUGAUCCUGCUGGUGGUUCCGACGGCGAAGGAGGCAAGUUUGGCUUCUUCAACGGCAUGGGAGCAGAUCGCCAGAUUGUCUAUGAUGUUUACAACAAGAUUGUUGAAUUUGAUCUCUUUGAGGCUGGGUUUGAUACGGAAUGGGAAACGGUUCCUGUACCAAAUCUAGAUGAGAAGGGUGAAUGGGAGGGUGUGAGGCGGAAGUACUGGGUACUCAAUGAGUACAAACUUCCAACAUGCAGUUUCAUCGGUUAA